AUGAUGCCUGGUCUGGAGCUCUUGCUGAUUGUAGUCGUGUGUUUGAUUCCCGUGGAUGAGUGCAGGAGUUCCAGCGCAGCGCGUGAGAAACGCUGGAGCGGAGCUGACACCGAGAAACGGGGAGUCCCUCUGGCAAAGAAGCCCCCAGAUGUGACCAAAUCCAGGAAGGUGAAAACAGAACAGCUGCUCAGGGUGGAUGAUCAUGACUUCACCAUGAGACCAGCUUUUGGAGGUCCUGCUAUUCCUGUGGGCGUUGACGUCCAGGUCGAAAGCUUGGACAGUAUUUCAGAAGUAGAUAUGGACUUCACAAUGACCUUAUACCUUCGACACUACUGGAAGGACGAGCGUCUGUCAUUUGCCAGCACCACGAACAAAAGCAUGACUUUCGACGGACGCUUGGUGAAAAAGAUCUGGGUGCCCGAUGUGUUUUUUGUGCACUCAAAGAGAUCCUUCAUCCAUGACACCACCACUGAGAACAUCAUGCUGAGAGUUUUCCCAGACGGCCAUGUUCUCUACAGUCUGAGAGUGACAGUUACAGCCGCCUGUAAUAUGGACUUCAGCCGCUUUCCUCUGGACUCACAGACCUGUUCUCUAGAGCUCGAGAGCUAUGCUUACACAGAUGAAGAUCUGAUGCUAUACUGGAAGAACGGGGAUGAGUCUCUGAGCACAGAUGAUAGGAUCUCCCUCUCUCAGUUCCUCAUCCAAAAAUUUCACACUACCUCUCGUCUGGCUUUCUACAGCAGCACAGGCUGGUACAACCGGCUGUACAUCAACUUCACACUGCGGCGUCACAUCUUCUUCUUCCUGCUGCAGACGUAUUUCCCAGCUACGCUCAUGGUCAUGCUGUCCUGGGUUUCCUUCUGGAUCGAUCGCAGGGCCGUGCCAGCCCGAGUCUCCCUGGGUAUCACCACGGUGCUUACGAUGUCCACUAUCAUUACUGGCGUGAAUGCCUCCAUGCCCCGAGUGUCCUACAUCAAAGCUGUGGACAUUUAUCUGUGGGUCAGCUUUGUGUUUGUUUUUCUCUCUGUCCUUGAGUACGCAGCAGUCAACUAUCUUUCCACUGUACAGGACAGGAGAGAGCGCAAACUCCGAGAGCGAGUCCGAGCACAGUCGUUGUCCUGCACAUGUGGCUUGUCCCACUCCAGGACCAUGAUGCUGGAUGGGACAUGCAGCGAGGUGGACACCAACAGCCUGGCCGGCUACACUGAUACUCCUAUGAUGCCUCAGGAGGUUGAGAAACAUGAGCACAUGGUGGUGCAUCUGUCGGUCAGCAAUGCCUCCUCGGCCACCAAGAAGAAGGGCCUGCGCAACUUCAGCAUAAUCCAGAACACACAUGUCAUUGACAUGUACUCGCGUAUGAUCUUUCCAGGAUCCUACAUCUUUUUCAACCUCAUAUACUGGUCUGUUUACUGCUGA
Molecule: messenger RNA, 1416 nt
Organism: Neoarius graeffei (lesser salmon catfish)
Lineage: Eukaryota; Metazoa; Chordata; Actinopteri; Siluriformes; Ariidae
Gene: gabrr2a
Product: gamma-aminobutyric acid type A receptor subunit rho2a
Exons: 9
Coding region: 1-1416 (471 amino acids)
Biological process (GO): nervous system process; regulation of membrane potential; signal transduction
Cellular component (GO): synapse; GABA-A receptor complex; membrane
Molecular function (GO): neurotransmitter receptor activity; GABA-A receptor activity; extracellular ligand-gated monoatomic ion channel activity
Source: RefSeq, a predicted model, not a curated record